UUCACAGUUAAGCCGGAUAGAAUAAUUGAAUUGUGGACUUUUUUCACGCAACUGUUGGGAAAUUUUUAGUAUUGUAAAACAUUAAUUCAAAUAUCAAGCUUACUGUUUUGAGAUCAUAAGAAUUACGUUAAAUUUUAUCUUAAAGGAUACAAAAAUGUACGUUUUAGUACUUCUACUUUUACUACAGUGAAAAGAUUCCUACAUGAAACAUUUGUGUUUACUGUCUACAUUUUAAAAUUUUGCGGUUGCAACUGGCUUUUCUUGCUAAAUAUCAGCUAUUAUUGUUUCUAUGUUAUUAAUUACGUACAGACAGUGAAGUUUAAUUCAUUGCAUCUAAAAUUACAUUAUCUUGUCUGUGCCUUUUAAAAAGAAAUAUCCAUUGCUUUGAUCUCUUUGAAAAUGAGCCAUUAUAGACCUGGAGAUUUGAUUUUUGGAAAGGUUCGUGGUUACCCUCCCUGGCCAGCUCGCAUCGAAACACCAAAGCCUGGACAAAAAGUUCCCGGAAAUAAGUAUCCAGUAUUUUUUUUUGGCACGUAUGAAACUGCUAUUGUUCAAUCCAAAGAUAUAUACCCCUAUGAAAAAUUUAAAGAAAAGUAUGGAAAACCACAAAGACGCCGAUUUUUUAAUGAAGGUCUUUAUGAAAUAGAAAACAAUCCCAAAGUUGAGGGACCUAACACUGAAAAUAACAAAAAGGAGGAUGAACGUGAACCAGAGGAUGAGGAAGAAGAAGAAAUUGAAGUUGAUGAUAAUGAAAUAAAGAAGGAAGUUGUCAAGAAAAAAGAAGAUAAAAAAACCAAACCUAAACCUGCUCAGAAACGUAAGAAAAUGCCUAAAGUUUCGGAACCUGAAAGGAGCCGAAGUGGAAGAAUGAUUAAACGGAAACGCUUUAGCUCAGAAAGUGAAGGUUCUGAAGAAAAUGGGGGCAGCUCGGGCGAAGAGAAAGAAAAAACUGAAAAAAAGGAAGACCAAAAGAGUGAGAAGUCAUCAGAAGAAGAGUCAUCAGCUGAAAGUGAUAAGAAGGAAAAAAAGGAAUCAGAAUCUGAAAAAAGUCGUGCUGAGAGUUCUGAAUCAGAAGAUGAACCACUGGUGACUAAAGCUGUUGAAAAACCUGAAAAAAAGAAACUAGAAAAUUCAGAAGAUGUUGAAAAACCUGAAAAGAAGAAGCCAGAAAAUUGGGAAGAAAUUGCUCGUGAAAAAAGAAGGAAUUAUAGACCAAAAAUUCUGGAGAGUUCAGUUGAUAAAAAGUCCUCAAAAUUAAAAUCAAAAAAGUCUGAAUCAUCAGAUGACGAAAAAGCUGUUGAACUCAACAGUGUUUCUGUGUCAUGUGAGAAACUGUCUGAUGAGAAGUAUAAUGAAGCAAUGGGAAAGAAGAAAGACAAAAAAGAUAAUGAAGAAAAGAGCUUAAAAGCUAAAAAUGAAGAUAAGCACAAAACAAAGUCUGAAGAGAAAGUUUCAAAAAUUAAAGCUGUAGAAAAAAAAGUCACAAAAAGUAAAAGUUCAGAAGAUCAAGAUAGUGUGCCUUUAAAAAAUGAAGUUGAUGAAAAGAAACAUAAAGAAGAAAAAUUGCCUAAAUCGAAAGCCAAGAAAGAUGAGACAUUGAAUGAGAAAGAAAUCAAAGAAAAAAAGCAAAAUAGUGCAGAGUUGCCUGCUAAGAAGCCGAAAUUAGAUACUCCAAACGAAAGUGAAAAGAGACCAAAAGAAAAGGCGGUUUCACAUCAGAAAUUAAAAGAAAAAUUGGAGAAAAAGCAAGAAGAAAAAGAACAAAAGAAAGAACUUAAACGACAACUGAAGAAAAAAGAAAAAGUUAAAAAAUUAGAAGUUGAAACGGAUGUUGGGAAAAGAUUAGCAGAAAUUGAUAAAAAAAUUAAAUCCAGCUUAAACUCGGCAAAUAUGGAUAUUUCGGCAUGCUUAGAUGCUAUGAAUGAAUUGGAUGCCAUGACUCUUACUAUGGGAAUUUUAAAGAAAGAGCCUCACGUAUUUUUCACAUUAAAAAAAUGUCGAAGGUUUAAGAAGAGUGAACCAGUUAAAAAAAAAGCUGAAUACUUAUACAACAAGUACAAAGUUCUAUUUUUUGGAUCAGAUAAAGAUAGUGCAGCUGUCUCUGAAAAAGAGAAUAAAAAGACUGAAUCUGUGGUCACUGAGACAAAGCAUGAAAGUGAAUUAGACAGUUCAACUUGUGAUCAAGAAGAGUGAUUUGCAUGGAAAACACUGCAUGAGAUUUCUGAUUCGUCAUUGGACUGCCAAUACUACUGCACUUCAGGUUGCAUCUUGAAAAGAAGUUAUGAAACACAUAUUGGAUCAGACUUUUUUCCAUUUGCUGCAAUCUACAUCUUCCAAUUCUGUCAUCAUCAACCUUCCUCUCUGGUUAUUUGUUUUCCAUCUACGUUGCAAGUAUGUUAUCAUAAACUCUAACCAGUGUACAGCAGAUCUUGACUACUCUUAUUUGCUUAAAAUUUUGCGCUAAGGACCAUUUCUGCUCUGAGAAUGUAGAAAAUGGACACAUGUUUUAAUAUUACUGUUGUGGCUUGUAUAAUGUUUUUAGUUUUCAUUUCCAUUAUAUUCCAACAAUCAUCAAUAAAAUAUUUGUGGUUGUGAAAAUUUUCAAGUAUUCUUAUGCAUGUGCCCAAUUUUCUGUGCUCAAAUUACUCAAAAUGAUGUCUAAAUGCCAUCUUCUGCAGUUUGAAUUUUGAGAUGCAUAAAAAAUGUUAGACAAAUUAUAAAUAUUUGCUGAAUGAAUCUAUUUUUCUUAAAAAAGAUUUUCCUAAUUAGAUUUUAUUCAUUUGUUAUAAAAUGUUUCUGAUUAAGUUAUCAUGAAAUUUUAAAAGUUAAAGUAGUUCAUUAACUUACCUAUUUUUCCCUGCUAGUGAUCGCAAAAAGUAUGACUAACUGUUUGAAUUGGGUUUUAGACUUCAAAAACCAGUUUUUGACAUGACAUGUCGAAAACUCAAAAACCUGUCGAAAACUCAAAUGCAACCUUUAUUGACAUUUUUUAUAAACAUAUGAGAUUCCUCAUCUUGAAACAUGAUUUCAUCAUAAUUUAUUUUUCCUAUCAUUUAAAUAAAAAAAAAAUUAAAUUAAAAAAUUUCAUUAAAAUAAAAUUAUUUCCUUAAAAUUUGUAUUCUGCAAAAAUAGUUAAACAUUAAAACUUAAAUCCAGUUUUUAAAGUGGUUCCGUUUAAACUUUUUACUAACUAACAAAUAGUUACAAGUAAUUUUAUCUAUAUAAAAUCUUUCUAUGUAAUUACUUAUGUAAUAUCCUUUUUCUUAGGAGUAAAAGCAAAACUAAAUCAAUUAGCAGGCAGUGAUUAAUUAUAAGUCAGCCAAAUAUUUUUAUUGAUUUUUUUUUCUUUUGUAAAUCUGGAAGUAAAAAAAAUAUCUCUUUUGUUGAAGAAAAUGAAUGUCUUCCUUCAAAAGGUGUGGGUCUUAAGAGAGUUUGCCUCCAGCAAAAUUAUAUAGGCUAGUGUUCGCCCAGUAUAUUCAUAAAUUAAUAUUUGAGAAAACUUGUAUGAAUUUAACUAUUUCCAACAUUUUUAUUUCUACUCUUACUCAUGUUUACUGCAUAUCUGAAAACAUACAAUUUUUAUACAGACGCAUAAUACCACAGUAAUAAUUUAUUCUAAUUUUGCUUUUUAUCUGUUAAUCUCAAAAUAAAUGGAUGAAAGGGGAUAUUUUGGUAAUGGGAUCGUUUCUGAAAUUUUCAAAGCAUUUUUUACUGAAGAAGGAUGCUUAAAAACAAAAAUUUUACCCAUUUUUAAAACAUUUUGGAAAAAUUUAAUAUUUUUUAACAACUAUUUUAAUUGGUGCGCAGAUUGAAAUUAAUUUUUUUGGCAUCAAAAGUGAUAAAAUGCCACUCAUUGAUACCAUUAGCGCGUAGCGCAAAUUAUCAUAAACCGAAAACCCGGUUGAGAGCAAACCGUAAAUAUUUAGCGCGGCAAUGGAGUCGCACGCCAAAGUACAUCACUAAUAACGUCAUAAAGACCAUGCCUUAUUUCCAAAAUCAGACAUUCAAAAAUUUUUUUAAAAAACAACUGUUGAGAAAAUAAAAGUUUUUUCUGGCUCAACAUUUUUUUUUGCUUAUUCUAUCUAUUUCAGUGCUUAAAAGUAGUAGAUUGAAGGAAACAACCCCAUUGAGAAUUUGGUGUUGUCGACAAACUGCUGGCUUGAAUAAUUUUAUUUUGGAUAUCAUGUUGCUUAGUGCUAACCCUAUGCAAAUAAAUAUUUCCCUAUGCUUUGUUUACGUAUGCAAAGGAAAAACAUUUUUCGGGCUGGCAUUGGAAACAAAAAAAUUGACGCCAAUAGGUAAAAAUCAACAAUUAUUUAAUUUUUGAAAUCUUCCCAUAUGAAAUGAAGCAUCAAAACUCAAUUUAUAUGUAAAACUUCUGUGUGAACAAUGUUACUUAUAAAACGUCUAUACUAUUAUUGCGUAAGUUGCUUCUUCGUCCUUAGAAAUAUAAAUUUCCAGGUAUCAAAUGAACGAACUCGACUCUUGUCAACAUAUAAUUGUCCAUUCAAAAGCACUGGGCGUCGUAAUAAUAGUAAAAUUUUUAAAAAAGGUCGUCUUUGUGAUUUGUUUAUGGUUAAGGGCGGUGCAUAACUGAUGUCACAAUUUUCAACAUUUUUGACCCUCUCCCCCUUUGUCACAAUGUUUUUGCACUUCACUAUACCCCCUCUUCCUUUUGUCACAUUUCAUGCUGUUUUUCAUAAACAUUCCUAUUAAAAAAAGACUUGUCACGUUCUCCCCAUUGUAUGCCCCUCUUGUCAUGUCCUUCCUCUCCCUUGUCACAAACUGUUACUAUUUCGUGAACCCCACCUUAAAGAGGGACAUUAUUCGUGGACAGCCCCUAUUUUGUGGCAACCGUAUGCAAAAAUAUACAUUUCCCUACUCUUUGUUUUCGUAUGCAAAGUAGAAACAUUUCUCGAGCUGCAAUUGGUGCCAAAAAUUUGACAUCAAUAGAUGAAAAGCGCCCGCCAAUUUAACAAUUAUCGAAAUCUUCCCGUAUGAAAUGAUCCAGCAAAACUCAGAUUAUACGUAAAACUUCUGCAUGAAAAAUGCCUCUUUUAAUAAGAUCAAUAUUAUUGAGUAAGUUGCCUUGACCUCUGCCGUUAGAAUUAUUAAAUUCCGAACAGUCAAAUGAAGGAAUCCUACUUAUUACAUUAAAAAUUGUCCUUUCAAAAACACUGAAUGUCACAAUAAUAGUGUAAUUUUUUUAAAAAUCAUGUUUGUGAUUUGUUUACGGUUUGGGGGAAAACUGACAAAUGCACUUUUCAAAAUUUUUGAUCUCUCUCCCAUGGGCGGAUUUAUGGGGGGGCGAGGGGGGUCAAUGCCCCCCCAGCCUUGGGAGAACUUUAUACAUGGUAACAACACACCUUCAAUAAUGUGAAAAGAAAAAAAAUCAUGAUUUUUUUUUCUUUUUUUGAAAAGUUCAGAAGUGAAAAUGAAGAGAAUAGCAACUGUCCUUUUCUGAUGGGGGAGGGGGGGGGGGCACCUAACACUGUAUUACAAAGAGUGAAGCUGUUACCGGGUUGUUGAAAUGUGUUGAAAAGGACUACUUUCAAUUGAAAACCAUUAGAGCAAAUAUAUGAGAGAAAAUAUAAGUAAUCAGCCGCUAUACUUAAAAUAAUCAACGACUAUUUCAACAAAUUGGAAACUAAAACAAAGAUUUCAAAAAAAAAAAAAAAAAAAACUGGAUUUACCUAUAAACUAAACAAGCUAUAGUUGAGGGCACCCGCUUUGUUGAAGGCCCCCAACUCCGGAAAAUUUCAUGAUUUCUUCUUCAAAAAAAGUACUUGAAAAAAUAAAUUCCAUUUAAGGUGCUUGUAAACCUUGAAAAUUUGGAAAAGUGUGGAUACAAACCAUAAAUUAAAAACUUUAUUACAAAUGAUGGGGGGGGGGGGGGGAAGAGAAAUGCCGAAAUGUGUCAAGUUUAGCUCCUUGCCACAUCCUGCAUCAAAAAUAUAAAAAUCAUGGUUCUCACGUUUCUGUAGCAUUUUACUUGAGAUAAAUUUUUGUGACUCACAUGUUUUCAUAUAUUGCUGUUUAUUUAAUCUCGAAUGCAGUAAUUUUGGAAAUUAUUUUGUAUAACUUGCGUUUAUCUUACUUCUUCUGCAUAUUGUUAAUCUGUUCAGCCCAGAAGGAAAAAAAACACUACCUCUAUUUUUUUUUUCACUACAUGUAAUUGAAAAUAAAAAGUUGUUGUAAUGAGAAAUCAAUAGUUUUUUUCCUUUUAAACUUAAAAUGUUGAUGUUGUUCCUGAUGGCCCUUGGAGCACCCAAGGCAAUGAAUAACAGAGGCAUUAAUCCACUUUUGAGGCUAAUAUGAGCGGCUUCCGUUUGACUGAGCCCCAUUUUAGGUGGAGGUCCGACUUUUACUCAGACACAUUUGACAGAUAGCACAAUUCAGAUUUAUUACAAUACAAAGAAAUCAGAA
Uloborus diversus is the source of this 6426-nucleotide messenger RNA. Its product is annotated as hepatoma-derived growth factor-related protein 2-like. Gene Ontology annotation, biological process: regulation of transcription by RNA polymerase II. Gene Ontology annotation, cellular component: nucleus. Gene Ontology annotation, molecular function: transcription coregulator activity; double-stranded DNA binding. The record is from RefSeq and is a predicted model, not a curated record. Lineage: Eukaryota; Metazoa; Arthropoda; Arachnida; Araneae; Uloboridae.